UGACGUAAACAAUGGGGCGGGCACCUAGCACUUGACUGCCUCUGUGCCUAUUAGAGAUUACUGAGACGGCUGGAAAUCGAAUUCACGCUUUUGGUUUUCUUUCUCAGGCUUGUACAUUUGGCUUUUUCUGUUGUAUAUGUUUUUGAAAUCCCACGUUGGACAUAUUCACAUAUCAUUUACUCGGACGGGAAUAUCCGGUGGUCAUACGGGACAAUUGAAUUUGUGUUCAAGCCAGAGCUGGAGGAUUUGAACGCCAGGGCAGGCUACACGCGCUUCUUCUGCUUCAAGCUUCUGGCAGCGAAUGUAUUUCACAUUGGAUUAAACUUCGGGAAAGUUUAACAUUUUCUCGGAAGCAAGCAGAUUUGGUUUACCCAUAUUGUGCGAUGCGCUGAAUUGUGCUGGUGAUUAUUUCGAGACUCAAAGAAAAAGGACAGCGUGGACGUUUUGAAUUUCUGUUCUGUUGCGGACAGCAAGAAUAUGCUGACUUUAAAUUAGUUUAGUAAAAAUAGCAUCCAUAUUUUAACUAUUUAAUCUAUUUAAACUGUGCGUAGCCAAAUCUACAAUCUUCCUCGUUAUAAUGACCCGGAGCUGAGACUGGAAACAGAGGACUGUCUCCGAACUAGUAAGCGGUUCCUGUUGUUGGAACAUGAAGUCAGUUACUGGACUGUUUGCUUCAACUGUGUUGCUGUGUUACACGAUCUCAUCUUGUAGCGCCACUAUCAACAACCAUGGAGUCAAGCCGGAUUCCCUUAAAUUUAGGGACAUAUAUAACUUCAGCACCUUUCUGUUGGACCCUGAGUCCGGGAUGCUCUACGUUGGUGCGUGUGAUGCAAUCAUUGCUGUGCAUACUGCUGACCUAUCAAACCCAUCAAGGAUGAAGAUUGAGUGGAGUGUUCCAGAAGACAGGAGGAAAUCUUGUGUUGCUAAGGGAAAAACCGAGGGUGACUGCAAGAACUACAUCCGUCUGCUUGAGUUUUUGGGAGAUGGACGCAUAUAUGCCUGUGGGACCUUCGCCUUUGAUCCCCAGUGUGCUUAUAUUAACAUCUCUUCAUUCUCUCUGGAGAAACAUGAUGAUGGUAGCAUAAAGAUGGAGACAGGGAAGGGGAAAUGCCCCUUUGAGCCCAGCCAGCAUUACACCGCUGUCAUGGCAGGAGGGAUCCUUUACACUGCCGCCACAAGUAACUUCCUUGGCACAAUGUAUGACAUUUCCAGGGCAACGGGCAUCGAGCAGGAACGCAUCCGGACUGAGCAAUCAAUCAACUGGCUUAGUGAUCCAGAGUUUGUCAGUUCUGCCUUCAUCCAAGAGAAUAAGAUGAACAAUCCUACUGGUGAAGAUGACAAAAUUUACUUCUUCUUCACUGAGGUGGCUAAAGAGUAUGACCUCUUCACCAAAGUCAAAGUGCCCAGAGUUGCCAGGGUCUGCAAGUCUGAUGUAGGUGGUAUGAAGACUCUGCAAAGGCGGUGGACGACGUUUUUAAAGGCCCAGCUGGUGUGUGAAGAUCGAGCAAGUGGACAGCGAUUUAACGUUCUGACUGAUGUGUUCACUGUACAGCACCAGUCUGGAGACCCCAGCAGCACACAUUUCUAUGGCAUAUUCACCUCACAAUGGGAAAGAGAGGAGCUAUCAGCCGUGUGUAUGUACAGUCUAGAGGAGAUCACUAAGGUGAUGGACGGACCUUUUAAAGAGAUGAAGAAGAGCUGUGAGAACUGGAUUAACCCAGAGCCCAUUCCAACACCACGACCAGGACAGUGUUUGAAUACUGCUCUGAAGGAGCAAGGCUUUGAGUCCUCCCUGAAGCUGCCUGAUAAAGUGCUGACGUUCAUGCGUGAUCACCCGCUCAUGGAGAACAGUGUUGUGGCAGCGCCAUUAAUGGUCAGAAAUGGCAUCACAUACACUAAACUUGCCGUUACGCCCUCCGAUGGCACAAAGCAAAACAUGGCCACUGUUUUGCACCUUGGAACAGAUCAUGGAGAGCUACACAAUGUCGCUGUAGUUGGUCCGAAUGCAACUCUUAUUGAAGAAAUCCCCCUGUUUUCUGCACAGGAGCCAGUGAAUAACAUAUUGCUAUACAAAAAUGAGACUCUUGUGGGCUCUCCUCGCUCUCUGAAGAAGUUACCCACAGUGAAUUGUCCUCGGUACUCUACCUGCGAGAUGUGUGCACGUGCCCGAGGCCUUGGCUGCGUAUGGAGUCAUGAAAAUAAAACUUGUGCUAUGCCUAUGCCUCAUGAAGUGUUUGAAGCAGAAGAUUUGGUCAAGCAAUGCAACAAUGGUGAAGGUCUCUGUUCCCCACCUGUAAUUGAAAGGCGUGUCGUACUGGGUCUGCGCAUCCUGCUUUCUUGUGUGCAAGUGUCUCCUCGUCCUUGCCGCUGGGAGCACCCCCCUGAUAUUCACACUCGCCGCCACAACUAUGACCUGGAGGUGCAGGUCACAAAUAAGAGCCUGGGCACUUACAGGUGCCUAUGUGAUGAAGUGGGCAGAGAUCAGCCACCUUGUCGCAGAGCCGAGUACCAGCUGACCCUCGAAAACCCCAGCAUGGGGGGGAACGUGGCCAUCGCGGGUAGCCGACACUUCCUGGCCUCGCACAUCAUUUUUUUCAUCAUAGGUUUUGUAUUGGGUGGCAUUCUGUUGUUUCUAAUUUACAAACGACAAGGUGGCAUGAGAGGGGGCGGACACUCAUCAUCCACAUUGGAAAAGGGGCGGGACUUGCUUCCUUCUACAGACACACCGCAGUCUCCAAGCAGCGCCAGUCUGUUGUCGGAGGCUGUUCCGUUGACAGAGAAAAGGAACGGGACGCUAAACGGUCACGGACACAGUAUGCACACGGGUGGGCACAAUGGCAGGCAUUUUUACACCAACUCAAGUGAACUAAAACUGCAGGAGUCAGCUGUGAACCUGGCAGAGGAGCUGGAUGGAAGAGAAAGGGCGGGGCCAGGUGGAGAGGAGGAGGGGCUGGGGGAGGGGCUUAGUGAGAUGGAGGAGGAGUUGUCUAAGAUUCCUUGCCUAAGAGGAGCACCACUGGCACUGUGCGAAGAAAGCUCUAUCUGAAGACCGGCAAACGCGUGAUUUUUUUUAAAUUAAAUUCUGUGAAAGGCUCAAAACACAGAUGGAGGGCUGGAGGAGAAGAGGAAAGCAGACAAUCAAAGAAACUGAUACACAUUCCAAAUAUACGAUUAACAUGCGCAGAUACACAAAGAAGCACAUACAUAACUGACUCCUCUACUACUCCAUUACAGCAGCAUCCAGUCCAUUCACUCCUGUGUACAUAACAUGCUGUGUCUAUCCUACUGUUUUUGCAUGUGUGUGAUCAGACGGAUGGGCGGAAUCACGAGCACUUUUGCGUACCAUCCUCAAAGCUAUGUGCACACACAUGGACAUAGUCUGUGCAUCUGUGUGUGUAAUUCUGUAGUUGCUCGGUCCGCUUCCUCUUUGAGUCCAAAAGGUCCGCAGACCAGAGCAGUGCAAAGUCGUGAAGAAUCUGCUCAUCCUGGGCCGAUUACUGAAAUAAAAUGAUUUGAUUUGUCACCAAAAAUAGCUCUGUGAUCUUCACAGCAGCAUUUAAUGACCGAAUGACGGAGAUACUGGAAAUGCAAUUUUUUUUUGCCUUAUAGAUAAAGAGGUCUGCUAAUGUACUGCUAAUGAAGGUACCGUGGCCUAUGGCAGGGCUGGAUUGUAGGGGCCCUCAGAGCAUACAGUACGAGCUGAUUCAGUGGGCCCUUGGUGUAGGAUAUAUGGAAAUAAUAACUAAAAUGGACCUCCAAAGAGUGUGCCCUCAUGGGAACAUGAGCCGGUCCUGACCUAUAGUGCCCAAGUCUUAAUGGAGAGAGAAAAUGAGUAACAAAACUAUUUAGCAAUCUUCUCUCAGUAGGAGAGAGCAUGUCAAACCUGUGAACUGAUAGCAGAUGGUGAGAAUUUGGCCACUGCAAAAUAAACCAGCCACAUUCCCAGAGCAAGACGGUUAUUCUUCUCUGGAAUGGAGCUGGCUGUGUUUUGUGCAUCCACUGCCAUCCGUAUAGGGACCAGAUGUAGCAUGUUCUGUUCGUAAUAAUCUGCACAGACAAAGGACCACAAGAUGAUGGAUGUCACUUUAAAUUGUUUAGCAUGUCAGAUGAAAUGAAAAGUGAAGGAAAUGUUUGAUUGUUUUGAAUUUCCCUUUAAGGACAGAGAAUGUGCCAUUUGAAGGUGUGUUUAGCCCCACUAAAGUGCAUGAGACAAAGCAGCCAUGAAUACAGAGCUCCAGAUUUGUUAUACAACGAUCAGGGGCUACGGCGUAACCUAAAGCACUCCUAGUACAAAGAGUGUUUCUAUUUAUGUAGCCAUAAUGAUGUCUGUUUCAGGAGUAUGUAAAUAUCUGUGAAUAUAAAAGAAAAUGUGAGAAAGAUCUUUCAAACGUGUUUUUUUUUAUUCUCUCUUUUCACCACUAGAGGGAGUUCUUCCUAAGUGUAAAACUCUGCCAUCUUAACGGUUGGACCAUCUACUGCCAUUUUUCAUUAGAAUAACUUGGAUCUACCUUAUGUUCUUCAUUUAUUUAUUUUGUGUUUUUUUUUUUUUUUUUUGUAAAACAAAUAUUUGUAACAUUGUCAAGCAAAGUGAAGGUAACAAUAUAUCUUGUCUUCUGAAUAGAUCUCUUUGUCAGCGCUCAGUAAAAUAAUAAAACAGGUACAUUUAACCCCAUAAACUUCUCAUUCACAAAAUCUUGAUCUUCUCUUGAGUUUGAGGUGAUAGUUUAUAACACUCCUUCACCCUCUUAAUGUACCGUAAUAAAUCUGCUGUAGUUAGACUUGUCCACAAUGGUUUUAUGUUAAUAAUCAUAAAAAUAGCAGAUCAGUUAGUGUUACAUGCCCUUUGUUGUUUAUUCUGAAUAAAUAAAUGUUAAUUGAUGUACAGAUAUGUUGUAUUCUAAGUUUCUAUUUUUAUAAUUUAUAUAUGAUGAAGAUAAAUGUACAUUUGUGUUUGAAACAUUUAUUGAAGGUGUUUGUGUGUGAAUGGCUGUAUGUGUGAAUGCCUUGUGACGCUAUUUGGAAUAAAAUAAAAUAAAAAACUACCUCUCAA
Ctenopharyngodon idella (grass carp) is the source of this 5050-nucleotide messenger RNA. It is a transcript of the gene sema4f, whose product is annotated as sema domain, immunoglobulin domain (Ig), transmembrane domain (TM) and short cytoplasmic domain, (semaphorin) 4F. Bases 647 to 3046 code for a protein of 799 amino acids. The record is from RefSeq and is a predicted model, not a curated record. Lineage: Eukaryota; Metazoa; Chordata; Actinopteri; Cypriniformes; Xenocyprididae. Gene Ontology annotation, molecular function: chemorepellent activity; semaphorin receptor binding. Gene Ontology annotation, biological process: neural crest cell migration; positive regulation of cell migration; negative regulation of axon extension involved in axon guidance. The transcript is spliced from 14 exons.